AAGAAAACAAACAGUAUUGUGCGUGCACUCGGUAUUAUUUACUUUUUUGGCAAAUCAAUAACUGAAUUUGUGUAGAGAGCAACACACGAACGCGCUGCGCAAAAGUGAAAACUCAAUCAACGAACAAACGCAUUGAAAAGAAAAGUUAUGCCGCACAACAAUCAGCCGCCUUCGGGGCAGGGAGACGAUGCACUUGGACCACCAAAAGCUGACUUCAGUGCCCCGCCACCUUAUGAGCCGGAUGCACAGGGUCUGGGUGGCCAACAGGUGGCAUUGCCACCGCAGAUGCCAUCGCUGGCGUUGACCACACACGCCGUGGACGCGACACAGACGCAGAACGAUUUGGCGCUGCCCCAGGAGCUGCACGGCAAGUUGCCCACUUAUGAGGAGGUGCAAAUGGAGAAAUCGUUGAAUGGAGAGCUGCCGCCCGCAUUUCUAACUUUGCCAUCGACGCAACAGUUGCCGCCGCCGCCGAAUCCGUUGUUGCCACUGCCUCCGAAUCCGUUGCGCGAUGGUCCCGGAGCCGUUCGCUCGGCGCAGCCGGCUCUAACAUUCAUUGCCAUCGAUGCCAGCGAUCCGGACAACAGUCUGUCGACGACAGACAAUUUGCUCGGCACGGACAUAAUGUUUAUCACGGCUUUCAUGGUCGCAUUUCUCUUCAAUUGGAUUGGCUUUCUGAUGCUAACCUGUUUCUGUCACACAAUUGCCGCCCGUUAUGGAGCAUUGUCCGGCUUUGGACUGUCGCUGGCCAAGUGGACGCUGAUCGUGAAGCAUUCAACGGACUUGGCAUCGCAUGAGAACUCUUGGCUGUGGUGGUUAAUUUGCGCCUUUGGCUUUCUGAUCGCCAUUCGUGCGCUCAUUCAGUAUGUGAGCAUCAAGCGAUCCUGGCGUCUGCUCUCCGCAUCGGCCCAGGAGCGGCUGCUCUUCUUCUACUAGGUGCGGGCGCCGUCGCCGUCGAUGUCAUCGUUGUCACAGUCGGCGGGUUAUGUAAAUACGUUAAGUGUGCGAGUUGUUUGAAAUGCGUGAUUAUGAUGAUGAUGAUGGUGAUGAUUGUGGCAAAGACGAUGAUGACGACGAUGACACGACGGCGAUUGCGUUAGACUCCCAAAUAUUUCAUUUCGAUCCCAAAAAAAACCAACACAACAAAAAAAGUAUAAGAAAGAGAAAAACUAAUUGCGAACUUACUAUUGGUUAGUGUUUCUGUAGUUACUAUGUUAAUUAGCGCAAGUUAAAUCCACAAAUCAGUUUCAAAUGACAAACAAACAACAACACAAAGCUAGCAUAAUGAUAAUAAUUAUGUUGUUUAUGUAUAUUUCGAGCAUAUCAACAUAUAUAUGAAAAGAAAAAAACUAAAAGAAUAUGAAAAAAAGUGAAAGAUGUGCGCACAGAGUAGUGAGAGAUGCGACAAGGAUUCACUUGGAUCCCUGUUUCGCUGCACCUUUUGGGCACCUUGUUUUUUUUAGAGAGAAGCAGCCAGGGCCAUCGUAAUUGAUGUAAUUGUACUUGUACUUGUAUAUGUAAAUGUGUGUAUAGAUGUCUCGCCGUAGUAGCUUCUCUAUUCUUUUGUUAGUAGAAAACAAAUUGCAAAAAAGACAAAAACACAAAGGAACACAAACAGCCUAGAUGAAUAUGCCACCAUAUUUUUAUUAUUGAAAUCUACUAUUUGCUGUGGUACUUAAAACAGUUACACAAAAAGGCCAGCGGUAAUUUUGCUAGAUAAAUCACAAACUAUUAUAAUUACGAUUAUUGCUAAUAUAACGUUUAUAAUUAAUA
Molecule: messenger RNA, 1773 nt
Organism: Drosophila albomicans
Lineage: Eukaryota; Metazoa; Arthropoda; Insecta; Diptera; Drosophilidae
Gene: Ndfip
Product: NEDD4 family-interacting protein 1-like
Exons: 2
Coding region: 148-936 (262 amino acids)
Biological process (GO): ubiquitin-dependent protein catabolic process; metal ion transport; vacuolar transport
Cellular component (GO): perinuclear region of cytoplasm; Golgi apparatus; endoplasmic reticulum
Molecular function (GO): WW domain binding
Source: RefSeq, a predicted model, not a curated record